AUGGGUCGUCCAGCUGUGUCUGUAAAAGUUAAGGAAGAGGAAAACAAUUCGGUUGAUACGAACAUCAAUGUGUUAUCAGCAAGAAAACGGAAACCACGAAUGUCAAUCAAACGAGACGAUUUGCACAAACAUCGAAAGAAUAUCAAACAAGUGCUGCUUUGCUCGAACGCUACCCCCAUCAGACGCAAUGGAGACAUGGGCUAUAUGUGCUGCUUCUGUAAGGAGCAAUAUCGAGAUCCUGCUAAUUUAAAGCAGCAUACAUUAGACUACCAUAAAGAUAUCGAAAAUGCAUUUUUUAUGAAUGUGACAAUGGAACGGUUUGCUGUCAAAUUAGAUAUUACCUGCUUAAAAUGUCCCCACGAAGAGUCUACUUUGAAAGUAUCUAGCGCAGUUAAGACAGAAGAAAUUGGUGCUGAUGGUAGAAAGGUUAAUUCAACAUCCAAACAAAACGUACUUGUACCUGUAGAUCGGCAGGAAAUAUUUAAACAUCGGAUAAAUAUAACAAAUAUAUUGCUUUCUUCUAACGCUACGCCUAUAAGACGUUAUGAAGAUAUGGGUUAUAUGUGUUGUUAUUGCAUCGAUCAAUAUCGAGAUCCCGCAGACUUAAAAAUACACACAUUAGAAUGUCAUCAAGAUGUGCAGCAAGCUUAUUUUAUGAAACUGGGAAUGGAGGCAUUUGUCGUCAGGUUAGACAUAACAUCACUUCGGUGCACAAUUUGUAAUGCGAGUAUGGAGACCCUAGAGAAACUGGUUGAGCAUUUAAACUCCGAUCAUGAGAUAGAAAUUUUCACUGACGUAAAAAGCCACAUAACACCAUUUAAAUUCAUCACAGAAACUCUGCAAUGUUGCAUUUGCACGCAUACUUUCAGUAAAUUUAAAUCGCUGCUAGAACAUAUGAACAUUCAUUACAGGAACUACAUUUGUAAGCAGUGUGAUGGUGGGUUUACUGUUAUAGCUAGUUUGAGAGCCCACAUGCACGUACACGAAAGUGGCAAUUUCAAAUGUGAACAUUGUUUAAAAUCAUUUGAAACCGCGUCUAAGAAAAGAGCCCAUGAGAGAGCUAAGCAUGUACAUAAGCUAGACGUAUACAAGUGUGGGUAUUGCAAUGAAACCUUUAGUGACCACAGAUCUAAGGAAGAACAUCUGGUGUCGAUCCACGGAUUAAAAAUGCCCAUAUCUAAAUGUCUGGCAUGUAACAAAGUCUUUAGUAAUAGACAAGCUUUACGUGUUCAUGUAAAGAGAGACCAUUUGCUGGAAAGACGACAUAACUGCCCAGACUGUGAUAUGAGUUUUUUCAACGCCAAUGCGCUCCAGAGGCAUAUUAUAAAACAUACAAAAUUACGAACUUACAAGUGUGCAGUUUGCUCAAAAGGUGGUCAUCCGGUUGUAACGAUCAAAGUAGAGAGAGACCACGAACCAGAUAAUCCCAAAGAUAAAGAAACCGUUUCAACAGCCACAAAGACCUCACAUAUGCCUCUCAAAAUAAAGGAUAUCUUUAAGCAUAGGACAAAUAUAAAAGAAGUAAUGCGUUGGUCUAAUGCUACUCCUAUUAGACGAGUUGGAGAUAAAGGUUAUGUGUGUUGUUAUUGCAAUGAUCAGUACUUGGAGCCUGAAGGAUUAAAGAAACAUACUUUAGAAAAUCACAACGACGUUCGAAAAGCUUUCUUUAUUAAACAUUUGUCUAAAGAUCGAUUUAUUGUCAAAUUAGAUAUAACGUCACUAAGGUGCAACAUCUGUGACCAAAAUAUCGAUUCAUUGGAUAAGUUUUUGAAGCAUCUGAAAAUAGACCAUACGAAAACAAUUUACACAGACGUGAAAAAUCAUAUCGUCCCUUUCAAGUUUACUACAGAAACACUCCAAUGUUGUAUUUGCACAAGCUAUUUUGAUAAGUUCAGAAUGUUACUCGAACAUAUGAACACGCACUACAGGAAUUAUGUCUGUGAUGUUUGCGAUGUAGGUUUCGUAAAUAGCAGCGGCCUUCAGACUCACAUGACUGUACAUAAUACUGGUAUCUUUAAGUGCGGAUAUUGUGCUCGAAUUUUCGAUAAGCUUAGUAAGAAGAAAACUCAUGAAAGGACCACACAUUCUCUAAAACCAAACUUUCGUAAAUGUGCGUAUUGUAAUGAAUCCUUCAGUGAUUUUAGAUUGAAAGAGGCACAUUUGAUAGAAAUGCAUGGUUUAAAAGUGCGUACACCCGAAUGUCAAGCGUGUGAAAAAGUUUUUAAAAGCAGGAAGUCGUUGAGCCUCCACAUCCGAAGAGAUCAUUUAAUGGAAAGACAGCAUAAGUGUCCAGAAUGCGACAAAAGUUUCUUCGAAUCUGCUACACUCAAAAUUCAUAUGAUUAAACACACAGGAGUACGGUCAUUUAAAUGCAAUAUUUGCUCAAAGGCUUUCAGUAGACCGAAUGUUUUGAGGCAGCAUAUGAACAUACACGAUGAAACUAGGAUGUUUAAAUGUGUUCAGUGUGAAAAACCGUUUGCCCAAAAUUGUGCCUGGAAAAGUCAUAUGAAGAUUAAACACGGAAGUCGAGUAACAGUCAAAGCGAAGAUUCAAAGAAACCAACCGGAUGAAGUAGAACAAAAAACUGUUACUCGAAAAACCAGACAAACUUCAAUAAUGCCAUUGAAAACUAAGUCUUUGCCUAAACAUCGUGCAAAUAUAAAAGAAGUUAUGCUCUCCUCAAACGCUACACCAAUAAGACGUUUUGGAGAUAUGGGGUUUAUGUGCUGUUACUGUGAUGAUCAGUACCUAGAACCAGCGGAAUUAAAACAACAUACAUUAGAAACUCAUCCAGAUAUCCGAAAAGCUUUCUUCAUUACGAAAUUAGGGAAAGAUCGAUUCGUUGUCAAAUUGGACAUAACUGCACUACGAUGUAAAAUCUGCGAUCGGAACAUCGAUACCUUAGAACAGUUAAUGCAUCAUCUCAGGGUCGACCAUCAUAGAACAAUAUACACCGACAUUAAAAACCAUAUAAUCCCGUUUAAGUUCAUAACAGAUACGUUACAGUGCUGUAUUUGUAUGAAUACGUUUAGUAAAUUCAAAAUGUUACUCGAACAUAUGAAUAUACAUUACAGAAAUUACAUUUGCGAUAUUUGCGACGUAGGUUUUGUUAAUGCUGUCAAUUUAACUAAUCAUAUGCUCACGCAUGAGAAUGGAACAUUCAAAUGUGAUCAUUGUUCCCAAGUGUUUAACACAAAGAACAAGAAACGACUACACGAAAGGAAGCAUGGCUUUAAAACGUUGCUUUUUAAAUGUGGCCACUGUAGUGCUACCUUCAACGAAUACAGAAAGAAAGAAGCCCAUUUGGCUUUAGAGCAUGGACAAGCAUACAAGUGCCAGGCAUGUACUCCAGCAGACACUGUCAAUGUGUUUACAGAAGAAAAUCGAUCCGAUAAUACAGAAAGCAUAAAACUUACACUUUUACCAAUCAAUGAGGGUAUAAAUAAACAUAGGACAAAUAUUAAAGAAGUAAUGCGAUGGUCAAACGCCACGCCUAUAAGGCGGUACGGAGAUAUGGGUUAUACAUGCUGCUAUUGCAAAGAACAAUAUUUAAAUCCCGCAGAUUUAAAGGCACAUACAUUAGAAAACCACAAGGACAUACAAAAAGCUUUCUUUAUGAAAUACAGAAUGGACCGGUUUGUCGUAAGAUUAGAUAUAACCGCAUUAGAAUGUACAAUUUGUAAUCAGUAUAUCGACACUAUCGAAGAACUGUUGGAACACCUUAAAUCUCAACACAGAAGACCAAUUUACACCGAUAUUAAAAACCAUAUCAUUCCAUUUAAAUUCGUCACGGAUAAAUUACAAUGCUGUAUAUGUGUAAACACGUUUAGUAAAUUUAAGAUGCUCAUAGAACAUAUGAAUAUACACUACAGAAAUUAUAUAUGUCAAAUUUGCGAUGUUGGCUUUGUUAAUUCUAUGAAUUUUUCGAGCCACAAGCUAAUACACAGUACAGGUACAUUUAAAUGUGAUUACUGCCCUCAAAUACUUGAUACUAAACUAAAGAAAAAAUCGCAUGAAAGGGCUAUUCACUCUCCAAAAGCGCCAUCAUUACAUAAAUGCGGAUAUUGUAUUGAAACUUUUAGUGAAUACAGAAAGAAGGAGGCACAUUUGGUAUUAAUGCAUGGGUUGAAGAUACCUACCGUGAAAUGCGAAGCUUGUGAAAAAAUAUUUAAAAACAGGCAGUCAUUAAGCGUCCAUGUGAAAAGAGACCAUUUGCUGGAUCGACGACAUAAAUGCCCUGAAUGUGGCAAAGCUUUCUUUUCUACGGGCCAUUUGAAAGAUCAUAUGAUCAAGCACAGUGGUUCUCAGGCUCAGUUUAAUUGUCCCGGAGGGGAAACUAGAAUGAUCGAAAUAGAAAGGCCCACAAAAACGAGUGUCGAACCGAAGGUACAUUCAAAACAAUCAACGGCUAAGGGUAAUACCAUAAAGGGUUACGUGUCAGAGACAGCGAAGAACAAGCUGAAUUUGACGCAUAUUUUGCUCAAUUCUAACGCCACCCCAAUACGAUGUAAAGAUAGCUUAGGUUACGGCUGCACAUUUUGCUUAAAAAAGUUUCCAGAACCUACCACACUUAAGAAACAUUUCCUCGACGAGCACAAUAACGAUAAAUUAUUAAAAUAUAUAUCUGCGAAAAUGCUAGAACAUGUCAUAAAACUUGAUAUAACUUACCUAAAAUGCACCCUUUGUGAAAAAGAGAUUGCAAAACUCGACGAUUUUACGUUUCAUUUGAAACAUGAACAUAAGAAAAAUAUGUACUUGGAUGCAAAAACUCAUAUCGUUCCGUUCAGAUUUGAUACACCAGAAUUGAAAUGCGCUAUAUGCCCCACUGAGUUUAGCACAUUUAAACUAUUACAGGAACAUAUGAAUUCUCACUUUGGGAGUUACGUGUGUGAUAUAUGUGGCGCUGGCUUCGUAACAGACAGACUUAAGGUUUGCCACGUGAAGCGACAUAGCAGCGGCGAGUUCAAAUGCGAUCACUGCGAUAAAACAUUUAAUAAUCAAAUUAAAAGACGAGCGCACGAAAAAAGAAUACAUCUCGGUUUCAGUGCUAGGAACAAAUGCAAAUUUUGCUCAGAACGAUUUGAUGAUUAUGGAAAAAAGAUGAGGCAUAUGGUCAAAGAACAUGGGGUAGCACCAGUUGUUUUGAAGUGUACAGCUUGCGACCGCACUUUUAAUAGUCAGAAAUCGUUGUCACGCCACACAAGGAAAGAUCAUCUUUUGGAGCGAAAACACAAAUGCAGUGAGUGUGAUAUGAGAUUUUUUGGUAAAAGUAGUUUAGAGAAGCAUAUGACCAAACACACUGGGCUAAGACAAUUCAAAUGCGACAUUUGUUCAAAAGCAUAUGGACGGAAAAAUACCUUAAGAGAACACAUGAGAAUACACACUAAUGACAGAAGAUUUUCAUGUACACGUUGUGGACAAGCUUUUGUGCAAAAAUGUAGUUGGCGAAGUCAUAUGCGUUCAAAACAUGGAGAGGACGUGUAG
This is a messenger RNA of Arctia plantaginis, 5484 nucleotides long. Lineage: Eukaryota; Metazoa; Arthropoda; Insecta; Lepidoptera; Erebidae. The record is from the annotation of a GenBank genome assembly.